GUGGAAGGAGCAGUUAUGUCCUAUGCUGUGACACAAAAUCCAGAUUUUACCCCAAGGAACCGUUCUGCACCGCAUGCUCCUAACCGCUUCGCGAAGAACUCCGGCUGUGCGACUAGCGUCAGGCGACACCGCCAGCGUCGGGCCCACACCCGGAAGACUCGUCCCCAGCCGCGCGGUGCGGAGCCCGGGGGCGCCCUCUCCCACCCGCGCCGCGGGGACAGACCGGCCGGCCCCCCGCGGGCUCCCUUCGGCCCGAGGGCUCCGGGGUCACGGCCCAGGCGGCGCGGGCGCGGGCCCGGGCGCCGCUUCCCCUCAGCGCGGGCGGCCCCGCCCCCUAGCGAGGCCCCGGCGCCCCCGCCGGCCCGCGGCCCUGCAGCGCCGGGGGGAGGGGCCGGCCCGCGCGGGGCGGGGCGGGGCCGGGCCGGGCCACACGCGGCGCGCGGCCCCGGCGGCCACCCCUCCGCCCUUGCCGCCAACAUGGCCGCCGCCGCCGCGGCCGUGAAGAUCGGAAUUAUUGGUGGAACCGGGCUGGAUGAUCCGGAUAUCUUAGAAGGAAGAACAGAAAAAUAUGUUGAUACUCCUUAUGGCAAGCCAUCGGAUGCUUUGAUAUUGGGAAAGAUAAAAAAUGUGGACUGUGUGCUAUUGGCAAGACAUGGAAGGCAUCAUACAAUUAUGCCAUCGAACAUCAAUUACCGUGCCAAUAUAUGGGCAUUAAAAGAAGAAAAUUGUUCACAUGUAUUGGUGACUACUGCCUGUGGUUCAUUACGAGAGGAAAUACAACCCGGUGAUCUUGUUAUAAUUGACCAGUUCAUUGACAAGACAACUAAAAGACACUGUACUUUAUACGAUGGGCAGCAUUCCACUCUUUCAGGAGUAUGUCAUAUUCCAAUGGCAGAGCCGUUCUGCACCAAAACCAGAGAGGUUCUUAUUGAGACUGCCAAGAAGCUGGGGCUCCAGUGUCAUUCCAAGGGGACAAUGAUCACAAUCGAAGGCCCACGUUUCAGUUCUCGAGCAGAAAGCUUGAUGUUUCGCAGCUGGGGAGCUGAUGUUAUCAACAUGACCACAGUGCCUGAAGUGAUUCUUGCGAAAGAAGCUGGAAUGAGUUAUGCUAGUAUUGCCAUGGCAACAGAUUACGACUGCUGGAAGGAACAUGAAGAAGCAGUUUCAGUGGAUAAAGUUUUAAAGACGCUGAAAGGGAAUGCAAAUAAGGCUACUAGUAUACUCCUUACUGCUAUACCUCAGAUAGGUUCCAUGGAAUGGACUGACACCCUGCACACCCUGAAACUGCUUCCAAGAGUACAAGAGUGUGAAGCACAAGAGCAACUGAGGAUUACAUUGAGGCAGCAUGGGAGACAGGAAAAGAGAAUUGGAAUGUGAAAGACAGAGGGCAGACACAGGUGGACCACAAGGAUCUCAGUGGAAGCAGCAGCAGUCUGAAAAGGAGGAAGCUUGUUGAAGAAAAUUAUCAGCAAUCUCUGGUAACGCUCUCCUCUCUUAGGUUCUUUCGUUCUCUUUUCUGAAAAUCACUGUGUUGACUGAAAUUGGAAUGGCUAAGAAAGAUGAACACAAACAUGUCAGGUCUUCAUAUACCUGAAAAUGUGUCCCUGAAAUUCAGCUAUCAGCAGAACUGUACAUACUGUAAAAAUCUUCCAUGUCUUCUGACUGGGAUCAAAUUCUCAGGUUUGUUUCCAGUCUGGUUCUCUUGCCACCUCUAGUCAGGUUCCUAAAGGAAAGACAUUUUAAGGAAAAUUUACCCUAGAUACUUGCAAGCAUACUUCACCAGGUCAGGUUUGUGGAGGUUCUCCCUGGAAUGAGUCUUUUGCUGAUUCUUCACUAGAAAACCUACUUUUUAUUAGGAGGCCUUGGAUUGUGUUUAUGAUUAUUCCUUAGCUGAUUAUCUGAAACAGCUAUUAUAAUGUCCCCUCUAUCCCUCUAUACAUUUGUGAGAGGUAACUGACUUUUCCCUUGCCCCUUUGCAGUCUUUAGGCAGUUGAGUCAUUCAUGAAUAAGGGAGACAACAGAAUGAGUAUUCCUUCUCCCAUGUAAUACACAGAAAAUAUUUUCAGAGGACUGGACCACACUUUUUGUUUAAUACAGAUGACUAGCUAUACAAAAAAACGGUCAGAGUAUGAACAAAAUGUGCUAGAUAUUCCUCAGCUACCUUGAACGUGCUGGUAGGCAAGGAAAUUUCCCAAGUAUGCUUAAGUACUGAGGGAUCUGCCUGCAGUUCUGCCAGGUGUACUUCAGUAAGCAGUGUCCUGUUGCUUUCCUUUGCAUGAUUGUCUUGAUUCUUCAUUGGGAGUGAAAUAGCCAGUGGAUGGAAAGAGCUGGCACUGAGUUUGUAAGUUUCCCCCUUAAUGAGUGCUAACCCUUCUUUCAGUUCUUUGUCAGCUGUUUAAAACACCGAUUCAAGUGCUUCCUCCAGCUCAGUCCCUGAAGUACUGUUUGCCGAAAGCAGAAAAAAGAAAGUCCAUUUUAAUGUAGCUUCUUAAACUCUUUCUCUUAAGCAUCUGCUAUUGCCUGUUAUCAGUGAUGAAUAUUAAGAUAGUUUCACUCAGCCUUGGCAAUUCUUACAUCUGUCCUCUUUGAUGAUAGUCACUUGAUCUGAGUGAUGAUAUACUGAGAAAGGGAGUUGAUCUGAAGGUAUUAGAACUGGAAAUAGGAACUAGGCAUUGGUAGUGGGGACUGGGAUUUUGUGUCAGGAGAGUAGGACUCACAGUUGUUUCUGAUUCAAUGCAAUCAAGUACUCCGGAAAAGUGACUGAAAAGUCUGAUACUUUGGAGGCUUUCUCUGAUUUUACUUAGGAAGGGCAGGAAAGGCUAAAAAUCUGUUUUGUGGCAUGAAAUGGUAGUAAAGCAGGUGAAGGAUUGGUCCUAGGCUUCUGUGUUAAUGAAUAAGGAGAGAGGCGCUUUUGCAGUACAGCGAGGAGAUGUGCCUCUGUAUGAGUGUGUAGUUGAACCAUAAAGAGUUUUUUAAAACUAUUCCCUUUGUAGAUGUGAAGUGUUCUGUGUAUUUUACUCCAGGAUUUUUGAAGGUCAGAUGAAAACUGAAUGUUUUUUUUUAACUGAUCUCUUUUGGAGGCACCUUUUCUUUGAGCUUGAAAGCAGUGCCUCUUGUGUGCCCUGUGGUAACAUGGUAAGGAGCACAGUCAAGGAGCAAGACUGCAGCUGGUACUCUGCUAUCAGUGACAAUGUAAAGCCACGCCAGCCUUUAUCCAGGCCACAGCUGGGCCUCUUAAAUGGGCAUUUGCCAGUGUCUGUUUCUAGUGUUCAGGGAAGUGUGUGAAACCAUGAAGCUCUACAUGGACGCAGCUUUUCCUUUCUGAGCUUUGUAAUCUGGCUGCUGUGACUGAAGGAACUUUACAAGGCAGGAGAAAAUAUGCUGCCAUUCUCUUUGUCCAGCUGCAUUUAUCUGUUUCCUGCCAUGGAGGUGUGCAUCCCACCCACCCACACACAGGCAGCAGUGUCACCUGUGAAUCUCACAGUAGUCUUUAGGAAACAGUGGAGUGUUGAAGCAAAAAUCUCCAGGGCCUGCCAUCCAUUCAUUUUCAUGUGUCUUUCCAUCUGUGAUUUGCCAGUGAGUUUAACUGUAGUUUGAAAGUUACCAUUUUUUAACUUUCUAAGAUGUCUUCAGGCCAGUAUUUCCUGGCUCUGUCGCUGUAAAAAGAUACCAUUCUCUAGGCUCAGAUUACAUAAGCUUGAAAAAAAUUUUGGAGUAAACUUCUCUGCAGGCACAGCAUCUUCCUACAACCUGUCAUUCUGAGAUGUGGCCAGGGUACAAAGCCCUUACUCUUUCAGAACAGGCUAUGACCAGAUUGUAUUUAUGACAUGGAUCAGGAAACACAGAUGGUGCUAUUGAUUACAGUGGUCCAAGUGAUUUCUAGCUGGUGUCAUGGAAAUUUCUGGAUAGGGUGGGUCAGCCAUGGAUGAUGUACAGCUGGAUCUGCUGUUCACUGAGAAGAGUUUAGUGAGGCAGUAACCACUGGCAGUUGUUGCUGUAAUGCUCAUGAAACAGUGGUGUUCAGCAUCCUUCGGGGAGCAAGGAAGGCAGUUAGCAGAGUAUGGAUGCUGGAACUGAGGUGAGCAUACUUGGGUUUAACCAGUGAACUCGUAGGUGUCAUCUCAUGGGAGGCAGCUCUGAAGGGGCAAGGACCUCCAGAAAGCUGGCAGCUCUUUUAAGUGCAGCAUUGGCCAAGCACAGGAGUGGUGCACAGAAAGACUGAUCAGGAGGUUCACUUGGCUGAACAGGAAACAGGGCUCUAGUGUGAAAAUGCAGCAUUCAAGGGUUGGAAGCAGGGACAAGCUACAAAGAAGGAAUCGAGAAGCAAGAGCAGACACGUAGGGAUGGUUUCAGGGGAAUCAAGGCUUGCCUAUAGUUGACAUUUGGAAGGGACAUCAAAGGCAACAACCACUGCAUUGAUAUGAAAAGCUGACAAGUAAUUACGGCAUCGUUGUUGAAUGAAGUAUAUGAAUUAGUGACAGCAGAGAAUUUCAGAAGGGAACCAAUAUAGUAGAUUCUUUCGUUGGUAGGCAGAGUAUUGGUGAGAGAGGAGAAACUGUCUUGUUGAAGAGAAUUUUACCUCAUAACAACCGGGAACUGAACUCUGUGCCUUUACUCCAGUAAGGUUCAAACCCAUGAGCAUAGGGAGAAAAUCUGUACUGGGAUGGUAAAAAGAGUAUCAGGUUAGAACAGAUUUUUCUUUACAGUGUGAUUGUAAGAAAAUCAGCUUGUGGUAAGGUGUCAGAGCUUCUGUGAAUACUCCUCAGGUAAGCUGCUUGACUCUGUGAAGACACCUGCUGGUACUACCUGCCUUUUUUGAACUUCUGUACUAGCCCAGGUCAACUGGUAUUUGUCAGAACAGUGUUGUACUUUGAUAAGAGAGCUGUGGCAAGUGAAUACUGUAGGAUAGUUUAGAUUGGGUAAGGUAUCUGUGAAGGUGUUUCAGCACACUUCAUCACUGACAUACUUUAGUAUGUUUGGUAGCUAACAAUUUAAAGGGCAUAAAGGUUAACAUUUUUCAGUCAUUUUUGUAGUCUAUCACAAACUGAAACUGUCGUUUGUAAGUUAUGUAUGUGGAGCUCUGAUCUUCUAAAUAUUCUUGCAUAGUUUUCUUCCUUAAAAAUAUCUCAGUGAAAUCAGUGAACAUAGUUAUGUGACCAGAGUCCGUUGACUGAAAUGGAUUAAGUGGAGGGGGAGAGGGAAAAUUCAUCAAGACUUAAACUGUAAUUAGAUUGGUCUAUAUACUGUGGUCCUUGCAGGCUAAGGAUCUCUCAAGAAAGCUGAGAUUGAAGUGUUUCUCAGGUCGUACCCUUGAAUGUGGCUCAUGUCAAAGUUGCCUGUCCCUGUAUAACUCAAGUGUUUUAUUAAUGCGCAGUCAGUGCACCCUUAGAGAGAGGUUUCUGUUCUUCAUAGCUGUACUUCAAAACUGAAGAAGAAACAUAUAGAAAUAACUUUUUUUAAAGGAACUUCAAUUUUCAGAGCAUUCUUACUGUAUUUGUAAAAAGCUUUCUAUGAAUGUGAUGCAGGUAAGCCAGUAGGCUAGCCUUAAAAACAAAAAGCAAGUUGCACAAUUUUUCAUUUGCAGCUUGUGAGCCUGAAGUCCUUACUUUAGUGUUUCUGCAAUGUGAUUGUUGUUCACAGUACCAAUAAGCCUGUUACAUAGGUUUAAAAAGGUUGUAAUGACAAGUCCUUGGAACUGUUGUAGGGUAGUAUGCCCUCCCUGUAAUUCUUUCAACUCUUGUGGUGCGGGGGGAUGUUGGAGGCACACAUGGAAGGAGUUAUAUCUAUUUGUAAUCCAAACUGAAGUCUGUAUGCCUUUAUACUGAAAAGUAGUUCUGCUCUGCAUUGGCAGAGGAAGCAUUCAUCUACUUUGACUUUGUA
Molecule: messenger RNA, 5880 nt
Organism: Falco peregrinus (peregrine falcon)
Lineage: Eukaryota; Metazoa; Chordata; Aves; Falconiformes; Falconidae
Gene: MTAP
Product: methylthioadenosine phosphorylase
Exons: 8
Coding region: 16-1377 (453 amino acids)
Biological process (GO): nucleoside metabolic process
Cellular component (GO): cytosol
Molecular function (GO): S-methyl-5-thioadenosine phosphorylase activity
Source: RefSeq, a predicted model, not a curated record